Molecule: messenger RNA, 3343 nt
Organism: Octopus bimaculoides (California two-spot octopus)
Lineage: Eukaryota; Metazoa; Mollusca; Cephalopoda; Octopoda; Octopodidae
Product: breast cancer anti-estrogen resistance protein 3 homolog
Biological process (GO): positive regulation of peptidyl-serine phosphorylation; small GTPase-mediated signal transduction
Molecular function (GO): protein binding; guanyl-nucleotide exchange factor activity
Source: RefSeq, a predicted model, not a curated record
ACAUGAGAGAAGAGGUGAGAAGAAGGAAGAGUGAGCGUGGGUAUUAUUGUGUCUACGAAGUUUAUGACUGAAUUAGUUGCAAGCAACAGUAUGAAAAAGAAUAAGGUGUCAGAUAUUACCGGCAAAUAGACCGCCUCUGCAUUUAGGAAAAGUAUCAGUCUUCCUUCCCUUUCUGUGGCUGCUAAUUGAUUUAACUACCUGUAAUAGACUGCUAGACAUCGUACCGCCGCUUCUACUAAGUUAUGUAUGUAUGUAUAAGUAAGUAUAUAUACUUACUUACAUAUGAGUAUAUAUAAUAUUACCUGAUAUUAACAACAACUUUUAUAAUGACAAUGUAGGAUGGUCACUGUUCUAUUGACAAGUUUUCUGUCUGCGUAUUUAUUUACUUGUUAUUAAAUAAAAUCAACUUUAAGCGAGCGAAUCAUUGGACUGUACAUGAUUAAGAUUAACCAUGAAUCCCAGUACUGAUUUGUUAGUUUUAUCGAAGUUCGGCAACCAAACAAACGAAUAAAAAAAAUUUAACAACAGGUAAUAAUACGGGAGAAACAGAAGUUGGUUUAAAAACUUCUCCAUUCUCUAUACAUUACACAUAUACAAAGAGGAGACCUGCAGUCCAGUUCUUCAAUGAUGAAAUCCUUUCGGAGAACGUCCUCUUAUUCGGAUUAUGAUAACAUACUGUUUACGGAUAAAUCCCCUGAUUUAUACAGAUUGGUGCUACAACGGCGCCACAAAAAUAAAGUAAUGGUUGGUAAACACUUGGAUAUACACUCUUGGUUGGAAAUACUUAGCCUGCAGGAGUAUUUACCUGUCUUCAAAGAUUAUGCUAGUGUUGAGGAUUUGCUGUUGUUAAAUGAAGCUGACCUGCGUGACCUUGGUGUUAAGGAUUGUACUCACAGGACAAAGAUAGUCUCAAGUUUGUGCUACCUGCGAGAUAACUAUAAGAAUUUGCCAGAUAAAAGAAAUUCUUGGAGUCAGCUGUCCAAUGCACCACCACCUCCACCGUCUUACUUCUCACCAACUAUUUAUGACAACAACCAGAAUGCAACAAAUGAGAAACUACAGCUUGAUCUACAUCUAGAGUUACAAGGGAACCCAGGAAAUUUACGGUCUUAUUCUUGGUAUCAUGGUCAGAUCAGUCGACUUGCUGCCGAACAGUUAGUUGUUGUCAAUGGUGACUACCUUGUCCGAGAUAGUGUAUCACAGCCAGGAGACUUUGUACUCUCUUGUGGUUGGCAUGGAGUCCCCAUGCACUUUAUUAUAAAUUCUAAAGUUUUAAUAGAUGGAUAUGCCGAACCUAAAAUAAUUUAUUUGCUGGAAGAUGAUGAGUUCAAUUCCAUCCCUAGUCUCAUUGAUUAUUAUGUAAAAAAUUCUAAACCUGUAACCAAGGCAUCAAAUGUAAUUCUGAAAAAAGCUAUAGCUCGGCAAUUACCUCUUAGUUCGUAUGAUAUGAAGUAUGGCUCUCCAAUGAAUAAGAAUUCUGGAUUUUAUUCAAGUACACCAAAUAUCAGCCCCAAACCUAGCCCUUUUGUGACCCCAAAUACAACUCCGCCUGGCAGUCCAACUGGAAUGAAAGACCAUCUCCACAAAAGAACUGGUAGUCAACCUGUACUCUGUUUAGAGCAAUCCAGUUGUGACGCUCCAUUUUCUCCAACUCACCUGGGUCGCUCUGACAGUGUUCCCUCAAUUGGCUACAGCUCACCUUUAUCACCAAUAGCAACCCCUACAAUGCCAUCCCCUCCAAUUCAUCACACUCGAUGUGGUAGUGAACCAAUCUUGUCACCACAACCAGUAAAUCCAACAUUCCUCACAGUGCCAGAAAAUUCCCUAAACCCAGCUUCAUCAGAGAGCAGUUUGUUUAAAGCUCCACCUCCUAAACCCAGCAGGGUCGCUUCAAUCAAAACAAAGCAACGACCUACAAUUGAAAUCCGAAAUGCUGCAUUAUAUGAUGAUGAAAUGGAUUAUAGUGAACUUGAUCAGGUUGUUGCAACACCUAGUUGGAUCAAAGCUGAUAAAAAGUUGGAAUUUACCUAUCAACAAAACCUGAAAAAUGUUUCUUCAGUUCAAGGAACAAGUACUAACAAAAAUGGUAAAUCCCUCUUAAAAAACAAAUUUCCUAGUAAAUCCAAAUUUCCAUCCGGUAAAGAUUCUAUAAAUGAAGAAUACACUGAGCAAAUUUUCGAUGUUAAUUACAUGAAAGCAAAAGAAAUCACCAUUCCAAACGAUAAAAGCUUCCGUAGAAGUUAUAACUUGCAAAAUUACUGUGGGACAUUGAUUCCUGAUGAAAACAAACCUUUAGAUGUUCAUGUAUUUUUCAAAGUCUAUGACAUAUUAAUGGACAAUCCACGACGAAUUGCUCAACAUCUUACAAAAAUUGAUGUGGAGUUUAUCCGUGUUCUUGGAGAGGAUGAUCUUGGAGCUGGAGUUCUGUCUGGUUUAGAACUGAUUACAUUACCACAAGGUUCAGUCCUCCGGCAGGAUAUUUUGGAAAGAUGUUACACUAUGCAGGUGUUUGUAGCCACAACAAUCCUCAUCUGGAACAAAAUUGUAAUGAGAGCACAAGUGUUGAGUAAAUGGAUUCAGGUUGCUACAGAACUUAAAAAUACUCUUGGAAAUUUAUUUGGCUUUGUGAAUGUCAUGGAAGGAAUUGGUCUCAAACAGGUAAAACGUCUCCGCGAUACUUGGCUGAUUCUACGACAAGAUCACACAGGCAGUGCAAUGAUUUAUGAUAAGAAGUUACGAGGUGUUCAUCAGACCCUAACGGAAGGAUCGUUUUUGCUACCCCUUCAGAAUGUCAGCAUUCCAAACAUCUUACCUGUUGUUAGCUUGAUGGAAAAAACCCUAGAAACCAUGAUGGAUAUGAUGCCUUGGGAAACAAACAAUUCUACUUUUGACUUGGAGAGCUUUUUCGUACACCUUGACACAGCAAGGUUAAUCUCUUCGCAGAUAGCUCUUUAUAAAAUGUCUAGCCAAUCACUAACUGGUGAACUUCGAGAAGCACCAGAACUUCAGGAAGUUCUAAGGACUGAAUUCCAAGUACGAUUGCUAUGGGGGAAGAAGGGGUCUGUUACAAAUCCACUGGAGCGCUAUGAGAUAUUUGACAAAAUUCUAACUGCAAUGUCCAAUCAGCGUGAAGAACCUGGUAAUGAUGGCACUGCUGUUUAACACAUAUUUAGGCAGCUCAGCUGAAGAUGAGACUUCAAACAAACAAGCACUGAUUUUUUUUUAUUAAAUCAGAGACAAUUUUUUAUUUAUUUAUGUAAUAACUAUUUUCCACCUUUUGCACAGUUAACUAUAUGUUAUAUAUAGAUAUUUAAUGAAAGUGGAAUUAAAUCUUUCAAAAUUA